Actinia tenebrosa (Australian red waratah sea anemone) is the source of this 840-nucleotide messenger RNA. RefSeq lists its product as uncharacterized. NCBI's taxonomy places the organism in Eukaryota, Metazoa, Cnidaria, Anthozoa, Actiniaria, Actiniidae. The record is from RefSeq and is a predicted model, not a curated record.
GCCGGGGUGUGUAUGCUCAUAGUAAAACAAUUCCAGUCUUAUCACAGCAUCAUGUUGUUCUACGUUGGCCUAGCUGUCUUGUCGUUUUGCUCCUUCGUUUCUUCCACGGCUGUAAUUCAAGAAGAUCAAUCGUCUUCUUACACUGAUUGGAUAAAGAUAAGUGCAAAUCAGGUAUGCUUUGAAGGAAGACACAAUAGGCCUGGCAGUCUUCAUAACUACGUCAAAGCCGGUCUCGUAGUGGGAAUUAAACUGGUGCAUCUGUCCGGACGAAUACGUUGUGUUUCUUUAGUUGAAUAUGACAGCCGUUGGGGAUGUGGUCACUACGCACCGUUCAAACCAAAUCCUCUCAAUGUGAUUGUGACUGAUCGCUAUGACCAGAUUCUGUUCCCAAGAAAAGAGAAUCUCGGGCCUCAUCACGGUCUUUGGUAUUGGCUUCCCUUCACUCACAGCGUCGAAUCCAAAGAACUCGUCUUCACCAACUUCGGCACGCCAUUCAACUUCCCUCAGAAUGAAGAGAUGAAGAUUUGGUACGGGGAAGAUCUGAGGAACUGGGCUGAAGGAGACAAUCAGGGCCGUGUAUGUGUGGAAGUUUACGCCAAAUUCUUAAAUUAAAAUCGUUAAAGGCGGAGGGAGGUCACAGCUCCUUUUCUAGCUUGGAAUUAGAUUGUUGGUUUUAGAUUGUAAAAUGCCAAAAUAAAAAAAUCAUAAAUCUCCCUCUUUAGUUUUACUUGAUCUUCAAUAUUAUUAUAAUCAGCAAGUCUAGAUCCAGAUAUGCGUCUAGUUCCUGUUAUCAGUGAAAUACCGUCUUUUACCAAUAAAUAAAGGCAAAAUUUAAGUUGA